Messenger RNA from Humulus lupulus (European hop), 399 nucleotides. RefSeq lists its product as uncharacterized. Bases 1 to 399 code for a protein of 132 amino acids. Lineage: Eukaryota; Viridiplantae; Streptophyta; Magnoliopsida; Rosales; Cannabaceae. The transcript has a single exon. The record is from RefSeq and is a predicted model, not a curated record.
AUGCUACUGCAAAUGAAACAUGUCGCUGUUAACGUGCUCUGCCCUUUGUGCAAUACUGACCGCGAAUCUAUCUGUCAUGUCCUUGUUUCAUGCUCCUUUGCACAGGCCUGCUGGCAUAGGCUCGGUAUUGGAUGUAUCCCCACCCCGCAAGGUAUAUUUUCUAGCUGGCUUUCCUCUAUCUUGUCACUGUAUUCAAGAGAGAAGAGGCAAUGGGCUGUCAUGUUACUGUGGGCAUUGUGGAAAAGCAGGAAUGACCUUGUUUGGCAGCAACGUGGAAGUGAAGUGGAUGAAGUGAUUGUAUUGGCAAAGACUGUGCUUAAUCAAUGGAUUAGUGCUCAAGACAGAUCCUUUGAUCUCUCAAUGGGGCUUGUUACUCAAACUGAUGGCAGCGAGCACUAG